Ziziphus jujuba (common jujube) is the source of this 1527-nucleotide messenger RNA. RefSeq names its product polygalacturonase QRT2-like. The transcript is spliced from 9 exons. The coding region runs from base 1 to 1527 and encodes 508 amino acids. Gene Ontology annotation, biological process: anther dehiscence; fruit dehiscence; pectin catabolic process. Gene Ontology annotation, molecular function: polygalacturonase activity. NCBI's taxonomy places the organism in Eukaryota, Viridiplantae, Streptophyta, Magnoliopsida, Rosales, Rhamnaceae. The record is from RefSeq and is a predicted model, not a curated record.
AUGAAAAACCACAGAAAAUUCCCUGAUACUUGUUAUGUAGCCAUUCCAGCUGAGGUUCUUCAAGCUACUUUGCCAUCAAAAAGUCGUGCACUUCCAAGUACGAAGUACCUGAAAAUCGUUCUUGUCCUAGCAAUUCUUGUAAUAUUCUUAGCUUUUUCUUCCUUGUCCUUCAGUUGUGAAAAAGAGGCACUAGAAAUUGCCAAUAAUGCCAUUACUAUUCCAGUACUUAGCUAUGACCCCAACAUUAUUGGUGGCUAUAAUACUGUUUCUAUUCAUAGAAAUGAGAUGAAGGUCGUCCAUGAAAGCUUGCUUAAAUUUCAGUCCCAUAUCACUAAUCUUUACAAGAUCAUAUCAUGGUGGUUUUCUUCAGCAAAAAGAAUUCCUUCAACAAAGACUAGCACAUUAAAUGUCCAUGAUUUCGGAGCUAAAGGUGAUGGAAUAACAGAUGAUAGUGAGGCAUUCAAGGAAGCUUGGAAUAGAGCUUGUUCCUCCGAAGGUCAACGUGUAGUUCUCUUGAUUCCUAGGAGCAAUUAUAUGCUAAAGCCAAUGAAAUUUUCAGGCCCUUGCAAAUCUGAUCAUCUCAUAAUGAAGAUGAAAGGGACAAUCAAAGCUUCUCAAAACCGAACAGAUUACAAAAAUAAAGCAUAUUGGAUUGUGUUUCAAAAGCUUCAAAACUUUAGAGUAGAAGGUGGUGGCCUUUUUGACGGCAAUGGAAGGAUAUGGUGGCAAGACUCUUGUAAACUUAACAAAUCUCUUCCUUGCACAGGCGCACCAAAUGCUGUGAAUUUCAUUAGAUGCAACAAUCUGAAAGUAGAUAAUCUGAGGUUCAGGAAUGCACAAAAAAUGCAUCUGGUAUUUGAAAAGUGUGUGAAUGUUAAAGUUUUGAAUCUCAAGAUAAGUGCACCAGAAGAUAGCCCCAACACCGAUGGAAUUCAUGUCACAAGAACACAAAACCUCAAGAUAGCCAACUGUGUCAUCAAGACAGGUGAUGACUGCAUUUCCAUUGUAGGUGCGUCAAAAAAUAUUGGAGCUACCGAUAUAACAUGUGGACCAGGUCAUGGAAUUAGCAUUGGAAGCUUGGGAGCCAGAAAUUCAGUUGAUUAUGUCUCCUAUGUGGUUGUGAAUAAAGCAACAUUUUCAGGAACCACCAAUGGAGUAAGAAUCAAGACUUGGCAGGGAGGGUCCGGAUAUGCAAAAAACAUUAGGUUUCAAAACAUUACAAUGCAGAAUGUGAGAAAUCCAAUAAUCAUAGAUCAACAUUAUUGUGAUCAAAGAGAACCAUGCUUAGAACAGGACUCAGCUGUGCAGAUUAGCAAUGUAGUGUACAGUAGCAUCAAAGGAACUAGUACUUCAGAAGUGGCAUUGAGAUUUGACUGCAGCAACAGCUUUCCAUGUCAAGGUAUUUUCUUGCAAGAUGUGGAUUUACAACCUCAUGAAAGAGUUCAUGAUCCCCAUAAAAGAGUUGUUGCUUCAUGUAACAAUGUUAUGUUGACGAAAACCAUAAGGAUAUCACCAAAUUGUUCUUGA